AUGAAAAAACAAUUAUUUGAAUACAUUCUUCAAAUUGAAAAUGAUGAACAUAUGGAAAAUGAAAAUUCGGGUAUAGAAUUUUUGUGUGAAAUAUCAACUACUUCAUUAAAAAGUAAAUCUCAUAAACUUGGAAAAGCAAUUGCCGAAAUAGUAGAAUUGGUUGACAGAUAUUAUUAUUU
Molecule: messenger RNA, 179 nt
Organism: Cetraspora pellucida
Lineage: Eukaryota; Fungi; Glomeromycota; Glomeromycetes; Diversisporales; Gigasporaceae
Source: the annotation of a GenBank genome assembly